AUGCUAGUGAUCCAGGGUCUAUUUGGAUCACUAGUCCUAAUUGUUUGCAUUAUCAGAAAGACAUUUGCAGCAAAUUUAUCACAGAAUGCUUUAUAUUUGGACAUUAGUAGGAAUGCGGGCAAAGGAUUUAAUGUGGAGCAUCGGUCAUAUUCAGGGGUUACACAUUUUGUUUAUACACCAAAUCAAAGGUAUAAUGUAGAGAGAGUUGUAGAAGGGGAUAAACAGAUAUGGGUGCGAGAGAAUGGCGAAAAAUGUGUAAACAUACAUGCCUUCUAUAGGAAAAAUGAAUGGCUACUUGUUCGUAUAAUAAUUGAACGUUAUGGAUUUUUACAUGAUAAAUUUUACAAUAACAAAGGUGAAUGGGUGCAAAUUACUGAAGAUGAAUCUAAUAAAAAGUUAAAACUACUAAAGAUUCCGCUAUAUUUGAAACCGCCAAAUCGCGUUCCUCAAAGUUCUGUUGUAAAAACCGUCGAUAAGAAAGUAGUUGAAACACUAACUGGACAAAUUAAUAAUGAAACAUGUGCAAAUAUUCUUUUUGUUACUCUCGACAUAGGCAAUGUCGACUCCUUAAAAUUUAGUAAAUUUAUAACGGCACCGUAUGGCCUUAAUAUUUCUGUUUUAAGUCCACAGCAAGGAUACACACUAAACAAAAUUGUUGACGGGGAAAUUUUAAUUUGCGAAAAUGCACAUGGAUAUCUAUCUGCCAGGGUCUCCAUAUAUAGUGGCGUGCCCUCAAUCCUACACCUAUAUACUAUUGACACGAAUAAUGCAGAAGUUUCAACUUAUUUUAUUAAUGUAGUAAAAUGGGAACAAGUUCAAGUAGAUGUAUUUUAUAGAAUAUUCCAUGAGCUUGUUGUGAACAAGAAUACUUUCAAAUUAACUGAUUUAAAUACCGAUAAAGUUAAGCCUGAUUUUGUUUGCUUCAAUUCUCCAAAUAAUUAUCCAUCAUUAGUUUGUUUUCCAAAUCCAGGAUACAUUUUAAAAUCUGUAAAUUGCAAUAACAAAACUAUUUGGAAAAGGAAGCUUGAAGGAGAGAAUUGUAUUUGCGCCUCUUUUCAUUCGAAGGGUUCUCCACAAUUUGCCCAUCUUAUAAUAUCCACUUCAUCUUAUGUAGAAGAAUUAUUUUAUUAUCUGGAUGGAAAAGCCUGGAAUGUUAUUGGUAAAUAUGAAUAUAGACUUAAACUCCAUGGAAGGGGCAUUGACCUAUGUAGUAUUGAUAACAGGAUUUUACUGGAUGUAAGUAAACCUGUCGAUGCCGAAAAAUUUGUUUUACAUACAAUUGGCACAAAAACUCCAUCCAUUUCCAUGAUGACUCCAUUCCCUGGAGCUUUGUUAACAAAAAUCAUCGACGGAGAGGAUACCAUAUGGGAAGCUCAAGGGGAUGAAUACUGCAUAUACUUUUGGUUAUGUUUACCGAAUUCAUCGGGAAUGUCAUAUGCUCUGGUAACAAAUUCAAACAAAACUCGGAUAGUGCACUAUUUUUUAAAGAGUAAGAAAUGGAGAAGUGUAUCUAAAAGUGAAUAUUUUGCAAAGUAUCUUUUGGAAAUCGUUCCCAACUUUUCGGAUGAGAGGAUUGUAAAUGCAUCCAUAAAAGAGAACCACAAGGGAAAGAUUAUGACGGGUAGCUUUACGAAUAGGCAGGGUCUUAGACUUCGAUCAUACGCAAUUAUAGCAGAAAACCAUAGGGCGACCCUUAUCAUUUCAUCGGGGAUUCGUGGACAUUUCAUUUCCGGUUUUUUCCCUUACAACCUGGAAUGGAACUUUGAAAAUUUCGGAUUCCAAAUACCUCCAAGCAUCAAUGAUGUAAUCUUAAUGAGAACGUCUGAACCUUUGAGUAGCUAUUUUUGUUUAAAUCAGACGGCAAAAUAUAAGCACUUAUUCGAGUACAAGGACUGGAACAGAGCAGAUGCUAUUGAUCUACUUCCUCAGUUUCAAUUUGAAGGUAGCUUUAUACAGUUUUUGAACAUGAUGGGAUACUCGAUAUAUGGUUUGGAGUUGCAAUCUCACGGAUUCUCAGAAUCUAUUUCAGAUAUGAGAUGCUAUUUCCGUGAUUCUGAUGAUUCUGCAUACGAUAUGCUUCAAUUUGUGAGUAUAGUGAAAAGAGGUAAGUUUGGAGAUCCUAAUGAAAAAUGGAAUGAAGAGAUUGUAUACAAGAGCGUUCCUACGGAUAAAAGGACAUUUUUGUUCGGAUUUUCAAUGGGAACAAAUGUUGUUAUAAGGGCUGCUCAAAUUUUUAAUGCACAUGUCAAAUGUGGAGAAAAAAUAGCUGAUGGUAUAAUAGGGAUAUCAUCCAUGCUUAACAUCGACAAAUUGCUUGGAAUUGGAAAACACUUUCUAUGUAUAAUAAAAUUAUUUUCAAAAUUAAUGGAUAAAAAAGACAAUUCUGUGGAAAAAUACUUGAACUACGGGGAGUCAGUGUAUAUUUUUAUGCGCUACAAUGACCCUUGGUUUUUUGUAAAGAAAAUGUCAUUCAAGACUGGAUACAUUUUAUUCGAUUCCGUGGAUAUGGUAAAGCAGAAUCUUGAGUAUAUUCUUACAGAUAUGCCUGUCCUUUUCAUUCACUCUACUGAUGAUCCAAUGUGUAGCGUUGAUGGCCCAAAAGAGUUCAAGAAUAAACUUCCAAAUCGCAACGUAACGUUAAUAGAGACCUGCGGUUGUGGUCAUUUCAUAACCGAUGCCCUAGUCUCUCCUAUUAUCAAUCCUAUGAUAGACAACUGGAUCAAUGGGCUCUCUGGUAAUAUCUCCGGGAUGUAA
Theileria equi strain WA is the source of this 2754-nucleotide messenger RNA. RefSeq lists its product as hypothetical. Gene Ontology annotation, molecular function: lipase activity. Lineage: Eukaryota; Apicomplexa; Aconoidasida; Piroplasmida; Theileriidae. The record is from RefSeq and is a predicted model, not a curated record. Bases 1 to 2754 code for a protein of 917 amino acids. Gene Ontology annotation, cellular component: membrane. The transcript is spliced from 2 exons.